CAAGUGAAACAUGAGGAGCUCGGCUUUCUUGGUCAUCGUCUAUGGGCUUUUGUUACAAGGAGAAUCCUCCCUCGCCAGUGAAGACCAAGAAAUACAUGUCACGCGGGAAGUUAACCUCGGGGAUCAGUGCAAUGGAUAUUGUUUCUUAGUGUUAAAGCCCUUCCUGGAUUUUUUCACCCAGCUGAAAGAAGCAACCGAUGCCAACAAUGAAAUGAAAGACAAAAUAAGCUCAUUGGAGGUCACCAUCAGCAAUUUGCAGAGCCAGCUCCUAAAAAACAAUAUCGAACAAAUCAAGGACAGAGAGAUCCAAAUCAAGGACAAAGACAACCAAAUCAAGGACAAAGAGAACCAACUCAAGGACAAAGAUAACCAACUCAAGGACAAAGAUAACCAAAUCAAGGUCCUCAGAGAGCAGAUGGAACUGGUUUCUGGAGUGCUGGCCGAAAAGAACGAUCAACUAUCGAAAAUCAGCCAAACGGCGGAGAACAUUCCCGAAACGUGUGGCAGUGGCACCCCAAAUGGCGUUUUUCAGAUAAAGGUCAGGGGAAUAGAGCCGUUCCAAGUUCCCUGCGUAUCGGAUUCGUCUGGGUGGACUGUCAUUGAAAGGCGGUUCGACGGAAGUGUGGACUUUAAUGGAAACUGGACGGCUUACAAAGACGGAUUUGGAGAUAUCCGGGGAGAGUUCUUCCUUGGUCUGGAAAAGGUGCACUUGAUGACCGUAGCUCAGCCUCAGGAAUUGCAUAUACAGCUCGGAGAUGUUGAUGGCACUUACCGCUAUGCCAGAUAUGACAAUUUUGUUGUGGGAAGCGAAGAAGAGGGUUUUAUGCUUAAAUCACUAGGUGAAUAUUCGGGAAAUGCUGGGGACUCCCUAAGGUCGCACGUGAAUGGAAAGUUUGCUACUGUUGAUCGGGACAGCUUUAAUAAGUGCGUUAAUUCUUUUGACGGUCCGUGGUGGUUUCAAGAUCCAGAGUCUUGCGGACACAGUUCGUUAAACGGUAAAUAUACCAAAGAUGGGAUAGCCCAUGGAAAAAAUGGAAUUUCUUGGGGCAACUGGAAUAAGUUUGAUUACAAACUCUCACUGACUUUUGUGAAAAUUAUGAUAAGACCUAAGAGUCCGCAGACCUGAA
Molecule: messenger RNA, 1127 nt
Organism: Drosophila persimilis
Lineage: Eukaryota; Metazoa; Arthropoda; Insecta; Diptera; Drosophilidae
Product: ficolin-2
Exons: 2
Coding region: 11-1126 (371 amino acids)
Source: RefSeq, a predicted model, not a curated record